Molecule: messenger RNA, 2589 nt
Organism: Closterium sp. NIES-67
Lineage: Eukaryota; Viridiplantae; Streptophyta; Zygnematophyceae; Desmidiales; Closteriaceae
Source: the annotation of a GenBank genome assembly
CAGGACGAGAGGGAGGUGAAGAGGCAGAGGCGCAAGCAGAGCAAUAGGGAGAGCGCGAGGAGGUCGCGGCUGCGGAAGCAGGCGGAGUGUGACGAGCUGAUAGCGCGGCAGACCACCAUGCAGAUGGAGAACAUGGGAUUGUCCGCGGAGCUAUCAAAGCUGCAGGAGCGCUACACCGCCCUGUGCGCCCAGAACGCCCAGCUCAGAACCAUGCUGCAAGAGUCAGGCAUAGACCCAUCAGCAGAAGCAGCAGCGUUCCCUCCAGCAACCUACACUCCAAUGCACAAGUACCAGCUCACCCCAGUACCACCAGCCAACACUCCUGCUGCACCACCGCCACACGACCUUUCUGCCGUUCCCCCCUCUGCCGUGCCUCCCUCUGCACUUCCGCCCUCUGCCCAUCCCCACUCCGCCCUUCCCUCCUCCCCUCCCUCUGCUCCCCUCACUGCCCCCACCCCUCCCUCUGCUCCCCCCCCUGCUCCUCUCUCCGCCUUUGUCACUGCUCCAUACCUACCUGGGAAGCCCGAGCCUGCACCACUGCCUGCUCCCGAAGCUCCUCCCGAAGCUGUACCCAAGCCUGCGCCUGAGCUUGCUGCCGAGCUUGUGCUUCAGGUUCAGGAGCCUGAGCCUGAGUUUGCAGGUCCGGUGCAAGGUCUGGAAGACGAGCAGCACCUGCAGCUGCUGACAGGCGGGGAGGAACCGGGGCUGGGGGAAGGGAUGGGGGGGAGGGGAUUGGGGGAGGCGGAGGGGUGGGGGGCGAGGGAGGCGUUGAGGGUAGUGUGGGAUUGGAGCCUGAGCACAGUGUAGCUCUCCCAAUGGGGGUUGAUCAGAGGUUGGGGGCAGAGCAAGAAGGGAUUGCAGAGGAGAUGGCGGACGGGACGGGGACAGAGACAGGGGCAGGGGUUCUGGAUGGGGUAAUGCAAGCAGCAGAAGCGGUGCAGCAGGGAGGGGAGCAGCAGGGGAUGGAGCAGCAGGGAGGAGAAGCGGUGGAUGAGCGCCUGAUGCAGGUUGAUCAGGAGGAGGGUGUCGUGCCGCUGGAGCAGCAGCACGAGGAGAGGCGAGGGGAGGAGCAGGGGGAGGGGGGGAGGGAGCAGCAGCAGGGGCAGCAGUUGGAGCAGCAGCAGCAGGCGGAGCAGCAGCAGCAGGCGGAGCAGCAGCAGCAGGCGGAGCAGCAGCAGCAGGCGGAGCAGCAACAGGAGGAGAAGCAAAGGGAGGAGCAGGAGGAGGAGGGGAGGGAGAAGCAGCACGAGCAGCAGCAGGAAGAGCAGCAGCAGCUGGAGCGGUUUGAGCAGCAGAAGAAUGAGGAGGCAGGAGAGCGAACAGGAGAGGAAGGUGGAGGAGGGGAGGGAGCAAAGGAGGGAGGAGGAGAGGAGGGGGGAGGGCAGGAGAGUGCCCCAGGGGUUGAGGGUGCCCCAGGGGUUGAGGGUUCCCCAGGGGUUGGCGGAGAGGAGCAGCCAAUGAGGGAGGCUCAGGGGGGCGGGCAAGGGGAUGCUGAGACUGGUGAGGCGAGGCAGGGGCAGGAGGUUGCAUUAGAAGGGCCAGGUGAAGGGGCAGGUGAAGGGCAACCAGAGGAGGUUGAAAUCGAGACCAAGGCAACGGACGCAGUAGCCACUGCCGAUGAGUCAGCUGCUGCAGAUGAGCCAACGCACCCAACAGCGGAGGAAGCUGAGGAGCAAGGAAAGGCUUUGCAGGUUGCAGCUGGUGAUGCUGGCAUUCCAGCAGCAGCAGGGGCUGAGGUCCCCCAAGAAGCAGGAGCCGCAGCAGCAGAGGGAGAAGAAGCAGUGAUGGCAGUGACGGAAAGGGAUGGAACAGCAGAGGCAGUGGCAGAUGGAGAUGGAGCAGCAUCAGCAGCAACUGAGCAGGAGAAGCAAGAGGAUCCGGGCGGCAGUGAGCUUCUAGGGCAGGAAGAUGGAGAUUGCAUGACAGGAAUUAAUGGUGUGGAAGAAACCGCUGAAGGUGCUGAAGGUGCAGAUGGGAAGGCAGAAAUGGAGGAGGUACGGAGGGCGAACGACCUUCCUGCUGUGGUUGCUUCUGCUACGCCUUCAGCUGUUGAUGGACCUGUGGGUGGUUGUGAACCUCUUGCUGUCUCUAGGGGUGCUGAGAACGCUCUGGGCAAAGCAGAGGAGGCCGGGGAAGCUGUGGGAGGAGAUGGUGCUGUGGGCACGGAUCCAGUUUUGGGGGGCUUCGUAACUGGCACAGCAGCUGAUGAGGAUGCAGCACCAAAGGGGGCAGCAGCAGAGGAGAGUGCAGAGGAAGCAGCAGCAGGCGAGGGUGGAAAGGAGGCAGCAAAGGAGGGUGCCAAGGGCCAGAAUGCUGAGGGCAGUGUUGGUGGGGGUAGUGGAAGUGAGAAGACAGAGUCACACGCAAGCAGGUGAAAGGACAGUAGAUGUUGAAAUGGAAGGCGUCGAUGAGGGGGAAAAGAAGGGGGUUUAGGUUAGAGCGACACAUCCCAAUUACCUGGGUUGUGCAAUCGCUAGAUUAGGGCUUGUUAAUAAUGGGUAAGCGUGAUUGGGUAGGGCAUUUUGAACUGACUGAUGUUGAAUGAUAAAUAACUAACUAUACUGGUCGAUUCAUAAGUCGACUCUGUCA